AUGUACGAACACGACACCCCAAGAUUAUUUGACCGGAAAGACGAGUACUGGUUUCACAACAUGUUUGUGAAGCGAGACGUGGAACGUGUCCAGCACUUCUAUCCACCCAGUGGAGACCUCUUCGAGCGCCUGCCAAAUGAAAUUAUUGACCAGAUCUUCGAUUAUAUCCUGCUUCGCGUAGAGGUUGACUGGGAAUCACUCGGCUACGAACGCUGGAAUAGGCGCCCCUCAGUGCAAGAGUUCAAUCGGGAAGACUUCCUUGCACUAUGCCUCUCGUCCGCUCGUUUAUGGCCACUCGCCUUGGCCCGUAUACAUCGGUCCUAUCAGAAAGCCAACUGGGUAGGCAAAAGGGUUGGGUUCCACUUCGAGCGGUCGAAGCUCACCGCGGAACAAAUGCGGAACUAUGGUAUCGAAGACACUCCUGCCAUGAUCAAUGGACGUCAGCAAAUGAGGUCGCAGCAGAAUGUUGGAGAUCAGGGAUGGGACAGGACAUGGAACCAUUUCAGGUGUCGGCCAGAGAAUGAUUGGUGCUCUCUCAUGCGCCCCAUGCGUGGAUACACAGCCGGUCGAGGAUUGAAGAUGGCAAAGUAUGAGCUGACGUUAAGACCGGGGGAUCGGGACAAGAUCGAGCGAGAUCUUGGUCGGGCCAAUCUACCGGUCACAGGAAGAGAUUGGGUGCUUCGCAACAUCACGACUAGACAAUACGUACGCUCGGAUCAGUUGGACGAGCCACCCUCUCCAGCACCAGAUUGGGACUCACUACCCAAGUUCCACGAGCCAGUACUUUCCAAGAUGCAACGCAUCUACCGCGAGCUGUCGCAACAAGUGAGAAGAGUUCCGAAGAACAAAUCGCGACCACUACCGGAGAGCGACCAAGCGCUUACAUUGGCGAACAUAUUCUUGGUUCUCACAUGUAGCAACCCAGAUUGUCCUUCCCCGGGACAGGCCUUCGACUUCUCAAAUGGCCCAUGGGCUGGGUGCGCAUUUGAAGUCUUUUCACUGGACGACCACCUGCAGUCUCAGCAACGAGAGUUAAAGUCAGGAGAACAACCAGGCAAGGCAUGGGUGAACGUCAGUAAAGAAGUAGUUGCAGAUGUCGCCAACUUGCGUUUUUGUAUCCGCAGGUUGCAGGAGAUGAGGCAUCAGGGUCACGAGCGGUAUUUCCGCAGCCACGACCCAGCAGUCAACAAAGCAUACUGGGACAACUUCUGGAACAAGGUCGAGAUGACAAGAAAGCUGCAUCGGCAGUGGGUGAAGACAUGUCCACCUAGACCUUGGAUAGAUGAGAGCAUGUAUGCGGAAACGUAG
Molecule: messenger RNA, 1308 nt
Organism: Alternaria triticimaculans
Lineage: Eukaryota; Fungi; Ascomycota; Dothideomycetes; Pleosporales; Pleosporaceae
Exons: 1
Coding region: 1-1308 (435 amino acids)
Source: RefSeq, a predicted model, not a curated record